ACUGCAGCCCAUGAAAAACGGAUCACAACAGCAGCCCUAGACUUUUAGAAAAAGCUCAAAAAUGUAUCAGAUGAAUCGAACUAAUUUGAAUAGGAAUGAAGUUUACCAUGGUAGAACUUCACAGGGGCUAUUGUGACUGGGUUGGAGUAAGGUGAGGGUGCUUUGAACUUUGUACAAGAGAGCCUUUUCACGAUUGCAUAACACCCUUACAGUCUUCUGCACAGAAAACCUUUUAGAGUUUAGAACCACUCAAGUGAGCCUUCAUUUUGAAGCCCUGGCUACCAAACUUUCCAUGCUUGAUGGAGAUCAGAAAAGAGCGUUUUAUGCAAUAGCUUUUUCAACCAAGGACCAGAAUGGCUCUACUCAAACACCUGAAGUUAUAUGUGCUUUGACAACAUCCCUUACAAUUGCUAAAAACUUUGAAAGGAACUCUCCUGACCACCUUCAGAUCCUAAUUUAAAUUUUACCUGUGGAUCGUUACUAAAAGACUGCCAUCAUGCCCAUUCUUAAGCAACUGGUCAGCAACUCCAAUCAGUCAAAGCGGAGGUCUCGGGCUGACCUGACCGCAGAGAUGAUCAGUGCUCCGUUGGGGGACUUCCGUCACACCAUGCACGUGGGCCGAGGGGGCGAUGCCUUUGGGGACACCUCAUUUCUCAGCACCCGUUCAGGAGAACCUCCCAGGGAGCCAGACAAAAAGCAAGGCUCACCAAGUUCCAAGCCCGGGCUUCUGUCCCGUACCUUCAGAAACAGCAAGCGAUCUCAGUCUGUAAAUCGGGCGGACAAGUGUGAGUACAAUGCGAUGGCACCUUCUGCCGGCUCCUCUCAGUUUGUGAAGACUGCCAUAUCCCUGCCGUACCUGAACGACGAGGGUACUAACAGAGGUAUCCAACUGCCAAAGAGCGUUUCCUCAAGCCCAAUGAAGAAGGUGAAUGAGAUCGAAAGCAAGCCGUUAAAUGGAGCAGCAGCUAUGGCAGCCCUUGAUCCAGAGCUUGAGGAACGGGAUUUUGGCGAACCUACAGAUUUGCCUCCAUCCAUGCCUAAGGGAGGUGGGAUGAAGCACGCAGAGUCUAUAAUGUCCUUCCACAUUGACCUGGGCCCUUCGAUGCUCGGGGACAUCUUGAGCGUGAUGGAAAAGAAAGGUUGGGAGGAGGAUGACCUUGGCUACGAGGAAGGCAAGGGAAGCGAGGGCCAUGCUUCGCCGUCCCUCAUUCCCCACAUAGAUGAUGACGAUGCAGAAGAGCGAGCCCCUGCAAGGCCUCCUCGCAGCAUGUACCAGCAAAAAGCCAUGGUGGAUCCCUACACCCCUGAGCUACAAACCAAGAACAACCACCACAAUAUGGAUAGCUGCUCUGUGUCCAGCUCUGGUUCUGAGGAGAAACCUAACUACCGCCUCCAUGACGGUGACACGGACAGUGCAAAGUACAGUUCCCCACGUGGGGGAGAAGGAGAGAGAGAUUUCACCUUCAUGGACGAGGAUGAUGACGAUGAGAUUAGAGUUUAGACUUUAGCUGCCAAGAACAGUUGAAAAGGACUGUAAACAUGAUAAAUAAGGCUUUUUCACCAUGCUGUAGCUAGGGUGGGCUAAAUGCACGCUACAGUGCAGACUGACUGGCUCACAAAGUGGCCCUUUUUGAAGUGUUUGGGUUUACUCAUAUUACUGGUAAAGUCUCAGUUUUCCCAAAAAAGUAUUGUUUACCACAUUUAAACCCUUAACCAAGAAGAAGCAAUUGCAAACCAUUAGUAAAUAAUAUCACAGACAUAUCAUUUUAAGAAGAGAGAAGAGAUGACAGUGAGAUUGGGUAAUGUGGAUGUGUGGUAUGGAUUCUGUGGAAGGAUGUAGGGAAAGGAUGAGGAGUGAAACCAAGAUGGCGUUAGAAUCCCAGUGUGUGUGAGUGAAUAUGGGGUUUUAUUUGCCAAUGACACUAUUUUGGCAUAGACACUAAACAGAAAAAGUUAUGCCUUUUUAAGAGUUUAACAGUUGAUUUAUGCUAUUUUCUACUUUAUUGUAUCUGCAGUAUCUGGGAGUUAGUAUACAGCAGCCUGCUGCUGUUUUGAGUUGGGUAGAUUAUUAUUUUGUUUCCAUUUUUCAUUGGGAAUAUCUGCAUUCUUUAAAUUCACAGACAGCUGUAAUAUUUAUUAAUUUGUUGUCAUAAGGGAUGGAUCAUUCUUAAUGUGCACUCCUUAGUCUUAAAAUUGUGUUGUUGUUUUUUCCAGAUAUCAUAAUUUCUUAUGGGUACUAAAGACAGAACCAUCUUCUUUGUUAGAGGUUGGCUGAAUUGCACUUAAAUACUGGCCUUAAGUAGGCAAUAAAUUGUCUUAAAUCACUCCUGAUCCCAUGUUCAUUACAGGGAAAUAUCUUUUACAAAAUCAGAGUUGGUGAAAGAUUUUUUUUUUUAAUACAGGAAAACUGUGAAUUGUCAAAAAGAGGCCUUUUGUAAGUGUUAUGUGUCUUGUACUUUAAAAAAAAAAAAAAAG
Messenger RNA from Maylandia zebra (zebra mbuna), 2475 nucleotides. The record is from RefSeq and is a predicted model, not a curated record. NCBI's taxonomy places the organism in Eukaryota, Metazoa, Chordata, Actinopteri, Cichliformes, Cichlidae.